This is a messenger RNA of Saitoella complicata NRRL Y-17804, 334 nucleotides long. RefSeq names its product transcription initiation factor IIA gamma chain. Lineage: Eukaryota; Fungi; Ascomycota; Saitoellomycetes; Saitoellales; Saitoellaceae. Gene Ontology annotation, biological process: transcription initiation at RNA polymerase II promoter; RNA polymerase II preinitiation complex assembly. The record is from RefSeq and is a predicted model, not a curated record. The annotation marks the transcript as partial. Gene Ontology annotation, molecular function: RNA polymerase II general transcription initiation factor activity; TBP-class protein binding. The transcript has 3 exons. Gene Ontology annotation, cellular component: transcription factor TFIIA complex.
UCCAAACAACCAAGAUGGGAAAAUUCUACUAUGAGCACUACAGAAAUACGAGCAUCGGUAUGUGUCUCGCAGACACCCUCGACGAGAUGAUCUCCGACGGCCGAAUCGUCCCUCAACUCGCUGUCAAGAUCAUGGAAAACUUCGACAAAGCCAUGGGCGACGCCCUCGCCGAACGCGUAAAGUCAAAGAUGUCUUUCAAAGGCCACCUCGACACAUAUCGUCUCUGCGAUGAAGUCUGGACGUUCAUUAUUAAGCAGCCUACGUUCCGGUUUGAGAAUGAGACUGUGAGUACGGAGAAAGUGAGGAUUAUUGCGCAGAGUUCGAAGCAGAAGGU